Molecule: messenger RNA, 2607 nt
Organism: Penicillium daleae
Lineage: Eukaryota; Fungi; Ascomycota; Eurotiomycetes; Eurotiales; Aspergillaceae
Product: RFX family transcription factor
Exons: 5
Coding region: 1-2607 (868 amino acids)
Biological process (GO): regulation of transcription by RNA polymerase II
Molecular function (GO): DNA-binding transcription factor activity, RNA polymerase II-specific; RNA polymerase II cis-regulatory region sequence-specific DNA binding
Source: RefSeq, a predicted model, not a curated record
AUGCCUCCAGAACUAGUGCGGGCGCCGUCGCAAGGAAGCAUCGUCUCGCAGACGACACAGCAGAUGGGUCCCCAUAGUCGUCCAGGGACGGCCGACCCUAUGCGCGCUCGAUCCGAAACCCUUUCUCGAGCUGCUCGUCGACCUCGCUCUAGAGGUUCGACUGCUAGUAUUCAUUCGAGCACAACACAACAAACCCAAGACCAACAUCUCGAUGGAUUCCCUCAAUUCAUGCCCUCCCAGGUUGGAGGUGGCCAGCAUGUCUUUGGUAAUAACCCGGAAGAUAUGCUGAUGCGGUUUGGUCAUCAGCUCUCUCACCAGUCCAAUGGCGCGUCGUUAGACCCAACUGUGCGGGAUUCUCAUGCGAUGGCUUCCCGACCGGACGAGUUUCCUGCCCACGCCAUGCACGCUCAUAAUCUCUCACACCACGGAUUACCGGACAUACCGCACAGUGCACUCUCUGCAGUAGCGGUGCCGCAGUAUCAAGCCAUGUAUGAUAGUGGUAUUGAGAAUCAUCUCGCCGACCAUACUAUGGAUGACCAAGAAGCGUCAGAAGCUGGUGGGAAGAAGAAAAGGGGAUCCAGCUCCACGCUUGCAAACGAUAAUGAGUUGCGGAAAUUGCUUCGCCAAUAUGAGGGCUACACUUUGAAGCAGAUGGCUGCGGAGGUCAUGAAACAUGAAGGUGCUGGGGGCAAGGCAGAGAAGGUGAAACAAGUAUUCGCCAUGAUCUGGCUACGAGAAAACUGCCGGAAGAGCAAUGGCUCGGUACGACGAGACCGGGUGUAUUGCUGCUAUGCGGAAAAGUGUGGAACGGAGCGAGUGUCGGUCCUGAAUCCAGCGUCCUUUGGCAAACUUGUCCGCAUCAUCUUUCCCAAUGUUCAGACCCGCCGCCUUGGUGUUCGUGGCGAGUCCAAAUAUCACUAUGUCGACUUGUCAGUCAUUGAGGAGAAGCAACAAAGACCUGUCCCCCUCAACCCACAAGUUGCGUUGAAUCCACACCAAAUUCCAGCUGGUGUUCCUGAGAGACCUGCGAGUGGCAUGCGCUCAAGGAGUAUUAGCAUUGCCCAGCCUACAGCAGACACGGCAGUCUUCCCAUCACCGACAACCUCAUUCGCACCCCGAUUCCCCGCCAAUCCUCCCACCACCAGUUGUUGCAAUUGCCAAGCCCAAUCCCCCUCUGGUCCUGAUGCUGCUAUUACGACGCAAAAUGUUUCUCAGCAAGCCGGGAAGAUGAUCCACCAAAUGCUUCAAUUCCCGACAGACGAAGUCCCCAGCAUCGACAAUGAAUCUCUUGUCCUCCCUGAUAUCCGCGGCUAUCUUCCACUUAAUACCGAUCCCAAGGUUGCUGAGGCACUUGCUGCCCUCUACCGCUCACACUGUAUCUCUGUGAUCGAUAGUUUCCGGUUCUGCAAGGAACGAAACCUCUUAAAGUACUUCUCGGCUUUCCACGGCACCUUGACUGUGCCGGUUCAAAAACUUCUUACACACCCAAACCUUGCUCCUUGGAUCAAGGAAUGUGAUUGGUUGAUGUACCAAAAGAUGAUUGCCUUUGUGGCCCCUCUUACGACCCAGGUGGUCCCCAAACUCGUCUUGGAUGCUUUCAGCUCAAUCUCGCAGCGCCUUUGCAGCCAUAUCGCAGAGACCUUCAAGGCCCAGCCAUCGCACGUUUCUAUUGCACGACUGAUUCCUGCCCACAUAUUCUGUAAUCUUCUCAAGCAUAUGCUUGAUGUGAACCAGGCUGCCAACGCUGCUGCCGCUUGGCUCUGUCACCCUGAUAAUCGUAACCAGAUGUGGUUCGAUUUCAAGUCUCUCGUUGACCCCAAGGAAAUGAUCCUCAAAGCCAACAUUCCCACUUGCGCCGAACAGCCUACGGAGCAAAUUUUGAAACACGACGUCCGUGCACUUCUCACGCCGCUCGAUGAUACUGAUGCAUCAACCGGUCUUCCCAUCUUCUCCAAACCAGAUGGUCCUGAGGCGAUCGAGGCCCAUCAAUUCCCAGUGGAGACCGCUACUGGGGAAGAGUACAACUUCCCCGACAAGUGGAUUUCCUUCAUCCUGAACCUACCCCUGGCUUUCUCGGACCACCGCACGCAGUGUGUAAUUAAGAAGAUUGACGCCCUUUGGGACUCGAUUCUUCACCGCCUCACCCUUGGCGGAGCCGCAAGCUUCAGUGCAUGGUGGAUGACCAAGGUGUUCUUCCACGAGAUGAUGCGGAAAAAGGGGGGGUUUAUGAGAAAUACACCUGGCUCUCUGCAGAGCAUGACAUUCGGCUCCGAGCAGGCCUCGAUGGGGAGUUUUCAGCUAAAGCAGAAUGUCAUUCCUGAACCCCCUACUUUUGAGUCAGCCCGUGGCGCUCAUUCGAAAACGAAUACUACUGCAUCCCCGGACCUUCGCGGGACACGAGAUCAGACCGUUGAUGCAGAAACUGAUACCAAGCACGUCCCCAAUGCUAAAGAGCUGGCUCUCGCAGAUACGGGGUUUCAAGUCCCAAACAAUGAUGACAGCGCGAUCGAUUUGGAAGACGAUCCCCUGUUGAUGGCAGUGGGUAAAUACGGAGAUAUGAUGGUUUCCGACCCCGCCGAUGCUGAGGGCGACGUGAUCGUCAUCUAG